Molecule: messenger RNA, 1607 nt
Organism: Anguilla anguilla (European eel)
Lineage: Eukaryota; Metazoa; Chordata; Actinopteri; Anguilliformes; Anguillidae
Gene: timm10b
Product: translocase of inner mitochondrial membrane 10 homolog B (yeast)
Exons: 3
Coding region: 244-1200 (318 amino acids)
Cellular component (GO): mitochondrial intermembrane space chaperone complex
Source: RefSeq, a predicted model, not a curated record
UGUCAUAAAAGUAGGCGGGCGUUUAAGGAAAACAUGGCUGCGCCUAUGUGAAAGUCACGUCGCCUGUAUGUCUGUGGUCUAAAAGUCAUAAAAAAUCAGCCAGAAAAGUAUUAUUUAUACUCAAAUGUUGUUGUGCUAAACGAGGCGAAAGCGAAUUUAGUUAAUCAGCUGCCUUUUGCGUGGUGAUAUUUCGAAAUCCCUGUCUAGACCGUUUCGAACUGUGAUAUACCAGCACUCCCCAGAAUGGAACAAGACCAGCAACAACUACGAAAUCUCCGGGAUUUCCUCCUCGUGUACAAUCGAAUGACAGAGAUCUGCUUCCAGCGAUGCACAAGCAACCUUAACUACAGGAAUCUCACGAUGGAUGAGGAGCGUUGCGUGGACAGCUGCGCCGGCAAACUGAUCCGCUCCAACCACCGCCUGAUGGGCACUUACGUCCAGCUGAUGCCCGGAAUCGUGCAGCGACGUCUGGAAGAGAUGGAGGCCAAGGCCGGGGAGAUGGCCAAAUCGGCAGAGGCUGGCGCCGCCGUGGAGACCGUAUCCACGGCAACGGCGGCAUUGCCGGAAGGGACUGUGGCGGAGUCGCCGUCAGCGUUUGCUUCGACCUCAGUGGGGCUAGUAGGAGAGAUUCCGCCAAUUACAGCGCCCCCUGCUGGUGGGGUAACAGAUAUUACACCUGUUAUAGCGCCACCUACUGGUGGACUAACAGUAGAUAUUCCAUCAGUUAUAGCACCACCUGGUGGUGGUGCAACAGUAGAUAUUCCAUCAAUUAUAGCGCCACCUACUGGUGGACUAACAGUAGAUAUUCCAUCAGUUAUAGCACCACCUAGUGGUGGUGCAACAGUAGAUAUUCCAUCAAUUAUAGCACCACCUACUGGUGGAGUAAUGGUAGAUAUUCCGCCAGUUUUGGCGCCACCUACAGCCCUGGAAACGGUACAGCUUCCGCCAACUCUGUCACAAGCGCCUGGAGAACCAGCAGCAGUGGCGGUACCCGCGUUUUCGGCGAAACCGUGGCUGUCUGAGACGCUGAACACCCUGCCGGGCCUGGCCACCGCCCCGCCCCCAAUCCCGCCACCGGAGACGCUCCCUCUGCCGCCGCGGGUCGAUCCGCCAAGUGCGCCGGGCGGCGCCCAGUCCUCGCCGAAUCUCGGCUCGGCGUCGUCCCGUCACGAUUCUCCAGCUCAGCCGCCAAGCGAGUGAUGGGGAGACCGCGUAGGACCACGCGGUGCUGAAGAGACGCCCUCGCCCGGGCGGCAGUGUAGCGUAACGGGCAAGGAGUUGGUCUUGUAAACGAAAGGUCACAGGUUCAAUUCCCGGGGAAGGACACUGCGGUUGUACCCUUGAGCAAGGGACUUAACCUGCAUUGAUUCAGUGCAUGUUCAGCGGUAUAAAUGGAUGCAGUGUAUAAAUGCUGUGUAAAAAGUUGUAUAAGUCGCUUGGGAUAAGCGCGUAUGCUAAACGCCUGUAAUGUGAUACAGGGAGUACUGGUCAGGAAGCUAACACUGCUGCAGCUGGGACUCAAAGCCAUUCUACCUGGAAAUGCUCGCCGGAAUGUGCACUCUCUCCUCUUUUUUUUAAUUAAAAGACGACAUGUAUUAUUAACCGUU